Messenger RNA from Melozone crissalis (California towhee), 6832 nucleotides. RefSeq names its product neuropeptide Y receptor Y1 (gene NPY1R). Gene Ontology annotation, molecular function: neuropeptide Y receptor activity; neuropeptide binding. The record is from RefSeq and is a predicted model, not a curated record. Lineage: Eukaryota; Metazoa; Chordata; Aves; Passeriformes; Passerellidae. The transcript has 3 exons. Bases 247 to 1404 code for a protein of 385 amino acids. Gene Ontology annotation, cellular component: neuron projection; plasma membrane. Gene Ontology annotation, biological process: G protein-coupled receptor signaling pathway.
CUGGAGAAAUACCAAAGGAUCCUUCUCCUUUCCCAGCUCCUUCUCCAUCCAGCCUCCUGGGCCAGCCCCCCGAGCAGACCAAAGACGGGCAGAGCAAUUGCAAGGUGCGGCGAGGGAGAUGCGGCGCUGAGACUGAGGAGCGGGCUCGGCCCGGGCUCCGCUGCGGGGCCGGCGGGCGCGUCCUGAGCUCGGAGCGCUCUGGAUGAACGCGGCGGCGGCGAAGGUCGGCGGCGAGUUGGAAAGAACAUGAAUACCUCGGUUCUCGCCCCACUGGGAAAUAUUUCCGGUCACCUGAAUUUUUCGGAGAUGAACUCGCAGAUCUUGCAGUUUGAUGACGAAGAUUGCCAUGUGCCUUUGGCCAUGGUCUUCACUUUGGCCUUGGCUUAUGGGACGGUGAUAAUUCUGGGGGUCUCUGGGAAUCUGGCCUUGAUUGUCAUCAUUUUAAAGCAAAAGGAGAUGCGCAAUGUUACCAACAUCCUCAUUGUCAACCUGUCGUUUUCUGAUCUCCUAGUGACCAUCAUGUGUCUUCCCUUUACCUUCGUGUACACUUUAAUGGACCACUGGAUUUUUGGGGAGGCCAUGUGCAAGCUGAACCCUUUUGUGCAAUGUGCCUCCAUCACCGUCUCGGUCUUUUCUUUAGUCCUCAUUGCCAUUGAGCGCCAUCAGCUGAUCAUCAAUCCCCGCGGCUGGAGGCCCAACAACAGACAUGCCUACAUGGGGAUUGCUGCCAUAUGGAUUUUAGCCACAGCUUCCUCCUUGCCUUUCCUGAUCUACCACGUAUUGACAGAUGAGCCCUUCAGAAAUGUAACAUUUGAUGAAUAUAAGGACAAAUAUGUGUGCUUGGACCUGUUCCCCUGGGACACUGCCAGGCUUUCCUAUACCACAACGCUUUUGGUGAUUCAGUACUUUGGACCACUUUGUUUUAUAUUUAUUUGCUACCUGAAGAUAUACAUACGGUUAAAAAAAAGGAACAACAUGAUGGACAAGAUGAGAGACAGUAAGUACAGAUCCUCUGAAACCAAAAGGAUCAACAUCAUGCUGAUAUCAAUAGUGGUCGCAUUUGCAGUUUGCUGGCUGCCUCUCACCAUCUUCAAUAUCGUGUUUGAUUGGAAUCAUGAAAUUCUGCCUGUUGCUACCUGCAGCCACAACCUGUUGUUCCUGAUUUGCCACCUCACUGCCAUGAUCUCCACCUGUGUGAAUCCCAUCUUUUACGGGUUUCUCAAUAAGAACUUCCAAAGGGACCUGCAGUUUUUUUUUCAUUUGUGUCACUUUCACUCCCGUGAGGAAGACUAUGAGACUAUAGCCAUGUCCACCAUGCACACUGAUGUUUCAAAAACCUCUUUAAGGCAGGCAAGCCCCAUCACAUUUAAAAAAAUAAAUAGUGAUGACGAUGAAAAAAUAUGAAGAAGUAAUAGAAAUUCUACACCAAACUGCAAGAAGUGUGAUUGCAGGUGAAGUGUGUCCAAGGACAAGCACAAUUACAUAACAAGAACAAAAAGAGUAACGUUUUUCUUUCUUUUCCAAGGAACUUUGAUUGUUGUCACUUUGAAAUUAUGCGCUGUGAAUUUUGCCCCUUUUACAGCUUUAAUGUUCACAAAAGUUAUAUCUGAAUUUUAUUUUAAGACAUAGUCAGACCUGCUACUACCUAUGGUUUUCAUCAGCUGUUUUUGUUCUGUUUUCUUUGUACAGUUCUGUGCUUCAGCACAAAGGUUUACUUAUUGAUUUUUUUUCAAAGAAGUAGUUUUGAGGAGUGUCCAUUUAAGACCAUUAGAAACAAUAUGAACCACAGGGGCACUGUCAUUACAGACAAUAUCCACCAAAGAAUAAAAUUAGGAAAUUCUGAUUUGAAGAGGACUUUUUUUUUUUUUUAAGUGCAUCUUUGAUCAACAUUAAAAUCCUGUAAAAUCAGUGUAGGUUUGCAAAAAAAGAAUAGUGUGAAACCUAUAGAGUAUGUUUAAAUGGGGCAUACAGUUGUCUCAUUCAAAGAGGCAAUUUGGGCUGUAAUCACUUAGUUUCAAAGACAGGAUUAAGAAAGAAAUUCUGCUCUCAUUUACAAGAAUAAAACCCUACAGUAAUUCCACAGAGCACAAUGGGAUAACUGAUGCUUCAGCACAGCAAAUGAAAACAUAAAUGGGGCUUCAGUCCCAAAUGAUUACAGCUGGUUUUAAUAAUGCAGGCUUUUUAAUUUAAAAAAUCCAAACCCCAUUUUUAUCUGGCAUCAGUGAGAGGGAGUUACUGUUUCUGGGAUGAAAUGCACCAUCUGUUCCGAGCCUAUGAACCAUGUAAAUUCUCCUUGAGACCUAUGUCCAGAAUCUAGAGGGAGAUAGCACUGCUUGCUGUCUGGGCAAGGUGCAAUUCCAUCCUCACAGGUGACAGAGAAAUUCAGGUCUGCUAUUAAAAAAGUAAGAUUGAGCCACCUGAAUAUUUUCAUAGUAAUUAGUGUUGAUCUCUAUAAUUUAUUUGCAGCCUCAUAAUACUUUGUGUUCAGGUGCAAUUGCAUAAACCUGGACAAUCUCCAAAGGCAAAGGAUGGUUUAAUCAAGACCUGCAAAAUUUAAAAGAAGGGUAUGAAUAUAGGUUGGGUAUAAUUGGUAUGUUUAGCUUCCAAACUCACAGUUGGUUGGAGUGUGGAAACAUUUGCCAAAUAUACGCAAUAGACCUCUGUUACUGCUUAAAAUAUAUAUCCUCUAAUUAAACAAAAUAUUCGUGGCUAGAUCCCAGUUGAGGGAAACCAUAUAACUGGACUGCUGUAAAUGAAAUUUCAACAAUAUCAGCCAGCUGAGGUUCUGUGUCAUACAGUGUACUUUGCUAUGUUAUCAAUGUCUUUUUGAAUAAUUGGCUUUUAAAAAUACAAUAUAGACCCUACUUUCCUUCAGCAAGGUCAAUUUAAAUCAUUCUGGCAGACAAGAGGGUCUUUAAAAUGGAUAUAAAUGUAAAUGCAACAGAAAUGGAAAUCUGAUGUGAUAUAUUUCUAAGCAAAAAUAUCUCAGGAUGUUAUGGUGAAUUUCAUAUGUUCCAGAUUUGACAUAGAUAAAUGCCUAAGAAAUAAAAAUUAUUUGGGUUGCCAGUAUUUAAAAGUGAAACAUUGUGCCUUGUGCUGUCUUAUAAAUAGUGUAGAAUAUUAAAGUAGCAAUGUGUUCUUGUGCAUUAUAAUUCCAUGUAUUUGUCUACUGGAAGAUAAUUUAAUUUAGAAGGAGUUUUCUGUGCUUGAGAACAGAGGCAGAAUGUAGAAAAUUAAUUAUAAGACAGAAGGUUCUUUCAGAGCUUUGGCCUUUUGUAUUUUAUGAGAUUUCCUUUUUUUUUUUUUGUGCUUCUCCAUGGAAUGUGUUGUUAAUAACUUGACAGGGGUUUCCCGAAAUUAUUUCUCUCUCAUGUUGCAACAAUUUUCAUAUUUCAAAGGGUGUGUAUUUUCACAAUGAGAUACAAUGUACAAAAACAGCCAUGGGGUUUUUUUAUUAAGAUUGUCACAGUGCGUUUUUUCCAUCACAAAAAGUCCCUGUGAAUUUUAUGGCUUUUUUCCUCCCUUUUUUUUUUUUUUUUAAGCCCUUUCCUUCAAUGUAGUGCAAAAAGAAAAUUCACUCAGUUGAGAAACUUUCCAGUUACUUUGCUGCAAAUUUUUGACCAAGCUGAAUUAGGUGCUUAUACAGAGUAGGUGUAGAGGAACUUUAGAAGAGCCUGCUGGUGCUCUCUGCUUCACCUGCUUUGAACCAGGUGUGUGUGUCCUAAGAUUUGGAGGUCUCCAAUGGGAUAGCAACCUAAUUCUUCCUAUGUCAACAUUUGUCCUGCUUGAGGUACAGCCUUAAAUCAUGCAGCCCAUCUGGCAGUGUGCCAUACCAUCUCCUGAGAAUGCAUGUCAGGUGUUUUUUGCCCCAGCACCUGAUCAACAGGGUGAACUGUAAAUGGGAGCAUUCUUCCUGCUCAUCCUUGCUGAGCUCAGGAGUCAUUUUCCCUGUGCACCACUGUCCUGGAAUCAGGCAUCUCAUGUUUCCUGACUUCCCCGCAAGAAGCCUUUCUGAGCCUCUGCUGAACACACAGGUUAGUGCUUUGUCACACAAAUAGCACAGGGCACACUGCCUGUAAUGACAGUGGAAAUGAACACAGUGUAAGGACUGUUCUGCAGGAAAAUGCAUUUGGAGAAUUUCAGAGGCAAAAUCAUGGCUCUUCUGAAGAAUUUGUUAUGAGGACAGAGAUGAAAGUACCUCUCUGAGGUGCUGACCUAACAUCUGCAGGGUGUAGCUCAGAGCUACUGAGAGCAGUAUUUUUGUCUUUGGUUUCAUGACUUGAUGCUGGGGUUCUCCAAAGCUUUCCCCUGCCAACAGCCAGCUACAAUACUGAUCCUCUUUUUCAUUUUCAGAGCUCCAGCAUGGCUUCUCCUCUAUAUGCUGAAUUUCUUUACAGGAGAAUGUGACAGGUUUCGUGUUUCACUAUAAUUUUUCAAUCAUUCUGGAUUGAUAUUUAUUUCUUCUCCUCGUUGUUUUGUCAAACGUCCCACACUUCAGCACAUGUUGAUUCCUGUCUCAAAAGCCUGAAGAUCCCUUUUAUUCUUUCAGACUUGUAGCAAAGUUUUACUGACAGAAAAACAGAACAGUGAGUGAUCUAUAAUGUAUCUUAUUAUUUAUGUGUCAUAUAUUUCAUAUCAAAUUUCCAGCCUUAAAUGACAAAUGUAACUAUUUAAUAAGCAGCAGUAUUUGCUUCAUUUGUCAGUUAUUUUAGCACCUUAAACGUCACUUUGAUCGACCACAAACAUUUCUGCAUAAUCUAAACAAACCAGCACAUUUGUAUACCAUGAUAAUAAAUAUGUCUGUGUUCCCAUUUUGCUUUUUUCCCAAAAAAUGGUUGUGUCAUUGUUACUAUGUACAGUAAUUCACAACUUUCACAUCAACAUUAAAAAAGGAUAAUAAAAGAAGUGAUUAAUUGACAAUAAAACCUGCCUUUGGUAGGCUAAGAGAGAACCAGAAAGUUAAAAAUCUAUAUGUAUAUAAUCUACCCUGUCAUUAUGACCACAUAAAGAGAAAAAAUUUAAACCAGGAAAACAAAUCAACAUGACAGAACCCCCGAGGGACUUGAGCUGAUGCUGACUGCAUCUCAUCACUGAUGAAGGUGUGAAUGGCUAAGGGCUCAUAUAUUCUGACUCUGUGGUCUUGCACUACAGUACCAGCUAUUAUUAAUGGAUCCUAAAGGGAAAAUUUUAUGCUGAUUCAUAUUCAGACUGUAAAUCAGUACAUGUUUCAAUUCAGGCCUGCAUAUCAAAUUCUCAUUUUGACCUCAGAGUAAUAUUUUCAGAUCAAUGAAACUGAGAACUUAAAGUUAACCAUUUGCCUAAAUGGUUACUACUAAAUAAUACUGCAUUGCUGGCUGGAAGCUUGCACUCUUUCCUAAAAAUAGGAUUUUUGGAUAUUAGCUUCUUACAGAAAUAAGGGAAUGACAUAUAGUUGGUUGUUUGCUUGUUUGUUUUUUUUCUGGAUCCUUCUCCUUUUUCUUUUUUCUGGGCCUCAUAAUGCUUCAGUUUAAUGCUUUCCUUCCUACUUCUUUGUAUCAAAGAACUUACCAAAGCAGUGCAUAGAGAAUGAAGACAAUAAGGAGAUUUUAUAUCUCCUCUUCUUUAAAGCAUACAAAACAUUAGGAAACAUGAGCUUAAAUAACAUCUCUGUCUGCAACAGAUUAAAUUAAUUCAGUUGAGUGGAAAGGGAAGAGGAAUAGUAAUUAUAACCAAAUGAUAAAUUUUGUUGACAGUCAUUUAUCAGUUGAAGGAUAUAUACAGCUCCAAGAUCUACCAUGCCCUCUUCAUUCUUGUGUUCUUUAAUAUGUGGUAUCUGCUUCCCUGAGUUAUUACUAAUUAGCUGAGUCAUUACUAAAGUUGAUGUGAAAGAAAAUUCUUCUCUACAGGUUUUGCAGAAUUUCAAAUGCUUGAGUACAACAUACAAGAUGAAAAAAAUGUGAUCAGCUUUGGCUCUUACACUUUAAUUAACCUGUGGUCAGAAAUCACUUCUAUUCAGUAUUUCUGCCCAUGCAUAACAAACAGUGUUAAUGGUCUGAUUGAAGUCGAUAUUUCAAAUAUUCGGGAGUGCAUUCACAAGGACUAACUUCAGCUUUAUUUCCUAUCUCCAAAGCACUCACACCUACACUACUCUGGUGCUAUGCAUUACCAAACUGUGUUUCCCUCAGCUGUCCAAACAGCUGCCAAGCGGCAGGACUGCCAUCUUCCAGGGCAGCCCUGGGCCUGGGGACUGCUGCCUCCCUUCCUCCACCUUCCAGGAGCUUCUGCUCUCACUUUGUGCUUCAUCCCCUUGCUAGCUGCUUUCUGAGGAAGUAGAAAUUUGUACUCUGAUUUUGUAAAGCGCCUGAGUAUACGAUAAAAUUCAGUUCUAUUCAGGACAGUGCUUUAAAUAGUUUCUUUCAUUAAAAUUAUCUUCCGGCAAGUGUUUCAUAGGCAAGUUUCUCAAAAUUUAGAAGUGUAUAAUUUACAAAGCCUGUGUAGGAAGUAUGUCCAUAUAGAACAUCCAGCUCAUUGCAGCAAAACUGCCAGCACACACUGUCUUGUGUUUUCCAAGCAGCUGAAUUGAUGAUCUGAUUAUUUAUCAUAGGUCAGGCUUAGUUGCAAGAAUUUGCCCCAGGUGAAAAGAUGUUUGAAAGUGCUGCACAGUAGAUGCUCUGCAUGGUUAACUGGAUUGCUACAAAUUAUGCAACAUUUCAGAUAUACAUGGAAAUAGAGUUUGGAAGAGAGACAAAAAGCAGAACAUCUAGAUGAAGUCUUGAUGCCUUCUGUCAGGCACAAAAAGACAUAAAGGGAGAAUAAAAUAUUUAUUUAUUUUGGAAGGCCAACAGACUGGCAG